Molecule: messenger RNA, 681 nt
Organism: Spizellomyces punctatus DAOM BR117
Lineage: Eukaryota; Fungi; Chytridiomycota; Chytridiomycetes; Spizellomycetales; Spizellomycetaceae
Exons: 1
Coding region: 9-482 (157 amino acids)
Source: RefSeq, a predicted model, not a curated record
AGGUGACCAUGAUGAGUUCCGCAGAUUCAUCUCAUCCGUUCAUCAAGUUACUCGGUUCGUCGCCGACCUCCCCAACAUACAUCAACCAUAUCGCCACUUACCAUCCGAAAACACUUGACAAACCCGAAUCUUUCAAGUCAUUCUGUGAGGUCGUGUUCUACAACUACCCGUCCCUAGGCAUCAGCUACAGCUUUGACAUCACUCCCACCAUACAACGUCUCGCGGCGAUUCACAUCUACAAUGCCAAAAUAUCGGGAUACGAAAAGUACAACUUGGACCUUAGCCUUCCAUUUGGACUUGAUAUCAAUAUGACGGGGAAGGAGGUCGUCGAAACGCUUGGCGAGCCAAGCGUCAAGUCAAAGUACCCAAAGUGCUGCAUUGUUUACCCUGAUAAAGGAGUGCAAGUAGAUCUGGCAGCGAAGGACUGGGAGGAACCGAAUUGCAGCAUAGAGUGCUUAACGUUCUAUCAAGAGUUUGCCUGAAUUUGCUCACAGAGUAAGGUGCCCUGCAAAGACAACUGUGAAGCGAGAUUUGGCCGAGCUACGAGUGGGACCGCAGUGGUGUGUAUGCUUGUUAAUUGAUUGAUUCCCAAUCUGACUGGAAGCCAUCGAAAGCGUUGUCGAAUCCUGGUUUGAGAUUGAUAAAAAAUCUCAAAAAGUUCUCUGGUCGACCAAGUAACAG